GGUUUGAGAGUUUCAGGCAAGUUAUUCUGAGAUGCGGUGGUGGGAGAAGCAAAGUAAGAGGAGUGUAAUUGAUCUGUAGCAUUGGACGUACAGUACUCCAAAGCAGUUUGUGGUCUGUAUGUGAAUCAAAUGGGAAAGUUGUCUUUACAAGUUAAAAACGGAAAAAAGUUUAUUCAGCGAUGGAAAUCAUGACUUUCGAAGACUCGCCCCUGGACAGUCUCGAUCCGUCACUUACUCUGAGUGAGCCAAGCGAGAUUGAUGCGGCGCUUCUUAACGAUAUUGAUGAUAUGUUACAGUUGAUCACAAACAAUGAAGGUGAUUUUCCAGGUUUGUUCGAUCACCCUUUCACACAUUUACCAGAUGCUCCAACACCCAUGUUUUCAACACCAAGUACACACAACUCAUCACUUGACAGCUACCUUGGGUUCAGUAAGAAUCUGCCAGUGUCAUCUCCAGCAAAAAUAUACCAGUGUCCCCAGGUAGUGCCUCAGUCAUCAUCUCCAAGUUACCAUCAGCAAAUGCAACCAUCUCAGCAAGCAAGUUCACCUUUGCCUCUGCAGUUACUACCUGUUCAGACAGUCCAUGCCCAGAGUGGAAAGCAUGAUCCAGCUAAGGUCGUCAAAGUCGAGCAGCAGCAGCAGGCAUCACCGUUACAACACCAACAGCAGCAGGCCCAGAUUCAGACAAAACUGCAGCAGCAGGCCCAGAUUCAGACAGAACUGCAGCAGCAGCAACAGCAACAACAGCAGCAGCAGGCCCAGAUUCAGACAAAACUGCAGCAGCAGGCCCAGAUUCAGACAGAACUGCAGCAACAGCAACAACAGCAGCAGCAGCAGGCCCAGAUUCAGACAAAACUGCAGCAGCAGGCCCAGAUUCAGACAGAGCUGCAGCAACAGCAGCAGGCCCAGAUUCAGACAAAACUGCAGCAGCAGGCCCAGAUUCAAAUGAAACUACAGCAGCAGCUGCCAGCCCUUGUAGUGACACCUGCAUUUUCAACAUCGUCUCAGCCCCAGCAGUUCACGCAGCAGUCAUUACUGAGCUACCAGAACCAGCGUAGUGUUAAUGGGGUACAGCAGGGUGUCACAGCUCAGACAGCGCAGAAUAUUGCAACCUCCACUCAGCAGAUCCAGCCAGUGACGAUACAAACGCAGGUCCAGAGCAUCUCUGCUCCACAGCUGUUGACUACUGCCACACCUAGCUACACUCAGGCUAUCACUCAACAGGUCCAGCAGAUGCCCGUCUUGCUACACCCCCAGUUUAUCAAAGCAGACUCUGUGGUUUUAACAGCUGUAAAGACGGACAUCGGUUCUGUUGUAACAGGUGUCAAGACACCAGCUAAUACGACUCUGGCCACCACCACCAGCACUAUACAGACUGCACCGAUUCAAGUCCCGGCAUUAAUGAAUGGAGGAACCUUUCUAGCUACUGUUCCUGUAGUGGUGGAUGCUGACAAAUUACCCAUAAACAGGAUAGCUGCUAACAACAAGACUGCCAACCUGUUCAACAAAGGCGAGAAGCGGACAGCACACAAUGCUAUUGAAAAGCGGUACAGGUGCUCUAUCAAUGACAAGAUAAUUGAACUGAAGGAUCUGGUGGUAGGAAAGGAUGCAAAGCUGAACAAGUCUGCCAUCCUGAGAAAGGCAAUUGAUUACAUCCGAUUCCUACAGCAUACAAACCAGAAACUCAAGCAGGAGAACCUGACCCUUAAGAUGGCCACCCAGAAGAACAAAUCCCUGAAGGACUUGGUUGCUGCAGGCACAAACUUGGAAACAUCUGGAGAUGGAUUCAAAUCUGAAGCUAUGGAUGUACUUACUCCACCUCCAUCUGACAUUGGGUCACCUUCUCUGAGUAGUCCAUUCUCCAGUUUCAGCAGCAGUGACUCUGAACCUGACAGUCCUGCCUUUGAUGAUGAUAAGAUACAGGUGAAACGGGAGUUGUCUUCUCCUGUCAGCCUUGGGAUGAUGGAUCGCUCCAGGAUGGCUUUGUGUGUUUUUGUCAUUUUUUGCCUCUCGUUCAACCCCCUGGGACUGCUGAUGGGUGGUGGUGUGUCCAGCAGAGCUGCAGAAACUGCAGAUUACCACAGCUCUGGCAGAAACAUUUUAGGAGUGGACACCUCUGGUAGUUCCUUCGGCUGGAUCGAUUGGUUACCCACACUGUUCCUUUGGUUGGUAAAUGGCGGUAUUGUCUUUGCAGUAUUCAUACGACUAUUUGUUUAUGGGGAACCAGUUACACGGCUACAUUCGGAGUCCUCAGCCUUGUUUUGGAAACAUCGAAAACGGGCUGCUGUUGACCUUUCCAGGGGUGACUUUGCUCAGGCAACUCAGAAUCUCUGGACAUGCUUGAAAGCUCUGGGACGACCCCUGCCCACAUCGAAUUUCGACAUGGCAUGUAGUUUAAUGUGGAAUAUAAUUCGGCAUGUUCUUCAGCGGCUUUGGAUAGGGCGCUGGUUUGCUGCUUGGGCUGGUGGCUUACGAAGAGACAAAGACAUGAAGGAAGAUGCUCGUAAGAGCUGCCGGUAUGCAGCUUUAGUUUACCACAAACUCCACCAACUGCAUAUGACAGGCAGGUAUGGAGGCAGCCAUCUUUCUGCGGUCAACAUGGCUUUGAGUGCAGUCAAUCUAGCAGAAUGUGCUGGUGACCAAAUCUCUGCUGCUAUGUUAGCGGAAAUUUAUGUUGGAGCAGCACUUCGUAUCAAAACCAGCCUCUACAGUUGUUUUCACUUCAUGGCAGUGAGUACGUGGCUAUCAGAUGUGCCACUUUUUCAGUUUCACGGUUGUAUAUUACCUUUUUUGGAAAUUACCAGUAACAUUUUUAGUGUAAGCACUAUGGUUAACAGUUUCUCAUGUUGCUGCUGUUCCCUUGCUGUACAGCAUAGAAGUCCUGCAGAAGAUAUGCAAAAAGCAAAGAGGACAUUCUUUGUCAGUGUUCCUUAUUUAAUUCUCUCUGUCUUAGAUGAUCCACUUGCUCAGGUGACUCAGGCAUUCCGAGAGCAUCUUUUGGAGAAAGCCUUGUACUGCAUUGCUAAACCAGAGAGCGGCAAACUACCUGCCAAGGGAGAGGGUGAGUUCUCUGAGGCGCUGGAGUAUCUUCAGCUUCUGAACGGAUGUUCUGACAGUGCCAGUCCCACAGCGCAAACUUUCUGCUUCACACCAGACACGUUGGAUGUGAUUGGUACCGACCCUUUGGCAAAAUGGUGGGCAUCUCUAAUUACUGUUGCUAUUAACUGGCUACAAGGGGAUGAUGCAGCAGCUGAAAGACUUUAUCCAUCAGUUGAGCAGAUGCCAAAGAGCCUGCACACAGCAGAAAACCCUUUGCCAAAAGCUGCACUGUUUGCAUUUAAGGCGGUACAUGCAUCUUUCUGGAAGCAGGACAGCUGUCAAGUGAGCAUGGCAUAUUGCGAGAAGGCUGGCAGUUACCUAAGAGAUAGCCUAAACGUAGCUCCACCCACCAGCAACAACAUAGACAAGGCUGUCCAGCUGUUGCUGUGUGACCUGCUGCUGGUGACUCGAACCAGCCUUUGGCAGGAACAGAUGAACCUAAGUCAGUCAAGGAACUGUGUUUACCAAGCAUCUCCACUGGAACUUCGAGGCUUCCAGCAAGAUCUGAGCAGUCUGCGCAAACUAUCUCAGACGUUUCGUCCAGCUUUGAGGCGGACGUUCCUGCAUGAAGCCACAGCCAGACUGAUGGCUGGAGCCAGUCCAACCAGAACACACCAGCUGUUAGAUCGAAGUUUGCGGCGGAGAGUCACACAGAGCAGUCAUGGAGUUGGAGACUUGGAGACACACCCUGGUCAAAGAGAACAUGCUGAAGCCCUCCUGUUGGCAUGCCGCUAUCUUCCUCCCACCUUUCUGUCAGCACCGGGACAGCGAGUGGGCAUGCUUGCUGAAGCUGCUCGGACCUUGGAGAAACUUGGUGAUAAGCGAACGCUCCAUGACUGUCAACAGAUGAUUAUGAAACUUGGCAGCAGCAGUACUGUUGCUUCUAGUUAGAAGCAUUAGCCUUACCCAGGAUAAUCCAUUUUACACGGCUCCCCCUGCUGAGUGGCUAACUGCCUGAAUCAAAGAAAAGGCAACGGCUUCAGUAUUUAGAGACAAAAGAAACUACAUACAAGCCUUUCCAGUUUCAAAUCUACUGAUCCCUCUCAGACUUUUGGCAUACUUGCAGGAGUGAAAGAAACUGUGAUGUCCAGGCAUCCUCCACUAUCUCUUUCUUCUCUUUGGACCUAAUGUUGAAAUAAUAUGUCCACCUGGUGUCUUUAUAGAAUCUUUUCACAUCUCAAGCAUUUCCACAGAUAUGACUUUCUCACUCUCUCUUGUCUGGCAAAUAUUUGCAGUGAGAUUUUGUCAUCUCUGUGUAAAAGCAGACUAUGUUCCUAGUACCUUGAUAGUGGCACUUUUCCCAUAUAAACCUACAGACUUUGUAUCAACACAUAUUUUUUUGUUGGAACCAUGCAGUGUGUAACUAGUGAGAUGUUUGAUUUGUUGGUACUGUAUUUGGGCUUGAGAAAUCCUGGUUGAUAGUCAUAUCAGCCUGGCCAGGAUGCGUUUUGGCUUAGUGCUGUUAGGUACUUCCAGAUUUUCUUGGUGUCCUGAGCUCACCAAGUGUAUCGAAGUCUCCCUCAUAUGUUUUAAAAAUGCCCCUAGAGCAUGAGGAAUGGUAGUUUGGUGAUGCAACCUAUUGUGACGAGUAAUGGGGUAUCUUAAUGUCAUGGGAGCUAGUGGCACAGUAUUUGGAAAUGUGGCUGUAAACUGAAGUUUCCUGGCCAAAGUUUCCACGAAAGGAGUGGUUUUAUGUGAUGAAAGUCUGCUUUUGAAGAGACUAAAAUGUUAAUUGAAUAACCUGAGACUUGGGCUGACUGAUUUUCUUAGUUUUAAAAUGUGGAAUAAUAUCUCAACUGUUGUCUGUCAUGUCACUCUUUGGCAUCAAAGAAUGUGGCUUCUUGUUGGGCUGGGUCACCAAUGUAACACACACUGCUGACAGCAUGAGUUGAAGUGGCAGGCCCACUGACACAGAAGUAAGGUGUCUCUAUGGCAGCUGGACUUCAGGCUGCUGAGCUUAGGGUGCCAGUAGGGUUGAUCAUUACUCAUGGUUAGCAUGUGGUAACAAGUGGGAUGUGUGUGCAUGUAUUUGAGAUCCAGAGAGGAGAUGGAUACUGCUUCAGGGAUGAAUGGCAGAAGGAACUCACAGCUGAUGCAUUUUGCAUCACUCACCACAUUUUACUGGCUCAAGUGGGGGAUACAAAAGAAAAGAAAGAAAAAUGGCUCUUAAAAGACUAUCUUUAAAAAUAAAUAAUGAAAAGGGGCUGUUAAAAGAAUUUCUAAUUGGCUAACCACAACUUAUAGAAAGUAGGACUUUCUGUCACAAGCUAACCAAAGUAAUGUGCCUGGGUUUUUGUAUACAGUAACCAAAAAAACAUGUUCCAUGUUGAGGAAAUUUCCUUCUCAAGGGUGUGUGCGUGUGUGUGUGUGUGUGUCUUUGUGUGUGUGUUUUGUGGGUUGUUCAGCUUGUCCUUGGGUGUUGGUGUGCAAGCUCAGCUGAAUGAUACAGAACUGCAUGUGUGCUGAGGAGGGAGGGAGGAAUUGUCACCAUGUUCAAGGAAGUGUCACUUUAACAGGACAGUAGUAGCGUAUCACAAAAACAAUUAAAUGGUUUUGCACAGUGAUUUUCUGAAGUCUAAUUGUGACAUAUAGUGUAAAAUAUGAUGUCCUUCUAGUCAUCUGUUGCAGUAUUUAUUACAUGAAGGAGUUCCCUGCCAUAGGCGACCUGCCGUCAGCCAGUAUGCAAAAGACUUUUAUUACUGUAAGGUAUGUGGUACGUCGCACGUAGGCUGUGAUCAGACAUCAUCCGUAAAAGUGACGCACACACGCACCAUCCUCAGAACUUCUCUAUCACUAGAUGGUUCUUAAACCACUACCCUGAAUUUUUUUUUAGUGUUUUUUUUAAAUCAGUGUUUUUGUCCACACUUGCAACAGGGACUGUUGCCAGGGUUUUACUUUUUCUUCACUGGAUUGCUGUGAAACACGUCAGUUGAGUUACAUCAGUGUUUUUAUACCAACAUGUGUGCUAUGAGUGUACUUGGUUUAAUUCAUUCAGGCCAAGUCAUUUAUUAAAAUGAUUGCAGGAAAACAUUUGGUACUGAAGUAAUGAACUGAAAAGGCAUGCAUAUGUCUUUUUAAUUCCUGCCCUUUAUUUAGUUUUAAAUGUGCCCAGAUUUAGAGCAUGUUCAUGAACCUGAUUUUUGUAGCAGGACUUCCUCUGACUUCCUUUAUUUCACAGUUGCCUAAAUAUCUACCCAGUUUCCCCAAAAUGAGUAUUUUAUGUGCCAUUGAGAUUAGGAACUGAAGUACAGAGGACUGAUUUAUUUAAAAAAAUGAUUUCAUUAAUAUUGUUGGAGUUUAGAAAACACUUCUUACAGGUUUUCGAACUGCAGAGAUGAAACUUCAAACAAAGGCAGAUCAAGUAUUUAUGUAAUUAUUAUAAUUAUUUAUAGUGUGUGUGUUGUUGUUCCUUGCCUGCUGGAGUUCACUGCUGGUACAGGGGAUAAUUUUUUCAGAAAACGUCAGACAUUUUCUUACCACAUCCUUCCUAAGAUGUCGAAUUGGAUGCACACAGAUUAUUCCGUUUAGAUAAUCGAGCCUGUUGUCACAAAUUUGAGCUUGCUUGUGUUGACAAAUCCAAGAAGAGGCCUCAGGCAUGCGUACAUCAAUUAUGCAUAUAUUUCUUAUGCUUUGGGGGGGUUUGGGUGUCUUUACCUUGUGGGGGUGAUCCCAACUAGUUGCCUUGUAAAUAUUUUACUGACUCCUGUACUAUAAACUGCACUAGCCUUAUUUUCUGGGCUUUUUGUUUUUCAAAUUAAAAAAAAUGUAUAUGUAUAAUUUUACUUUUCAAACAUUAUUUUCAUAGUUUAAUAAGAUAUUUUGUACAGACAAUAGAAGACCUAUUUAUAAUUUUUUAAGGAAUGUUUUUGAAGCAGUAAAAAUUAUAUUUCAUAGACUGAUGUCCUUUUGCUUUGCCCAGGAUCUUUUUUUGUAUGGGUUGAAGCAAAGACCGAUUACAUUUUGGAUGUUUUAAGUUGCUAAACAAAACGGUACUGGACUGUAAUUUUGAUUUUAGAAAAAAAAAGUAAGAACUUUUUAAAAAUAAAAACAAAAAUAGUAUUA
Messenger RNA from Protopterus annectens (West African lungfish), 7160 nucleotides. RefSeq names its product sterol regulatory element binding transcription factor 1 (gene SREBF1). The coding region runs from base 180 to 3989 and encodes 1269 amino acids. Gene Ontology annotation, molecular function: RNA polymerase II cis-regulatory region sequence-specific DNA binding; protein dimerization activity; DNA-binding transcription factor activity, RNA polymerase II-specific. Gene Ontology annotation, cellular component: nucleus. The transcript is spliced from 19 exons. The record is from RefSeq and is a predicted model, not a curated record. Gene Ontology annotation, biological process: regulation of transcription by RNA polymerase II. NCBI's taxonomy places the organism in Eukaryota, Metazoa, Chordata, Ceratodontiformes, Protopteridae.